Schistocerca gregaria is the source of this 549-nucleotide messenger RNA. RefSeq lists its product as uncharacterized. Lineage: Eukaryota; Metazoa; Arthropoda; Insecta; Orthoptera; Acrididae. The record is from RefSeq and is a predicted model, not a curated record. The transcript has 3 exons. The coding region runs from base 1 to 549 and encodes 182 amino acids.
AUGGACGAUGGCGGCGCGAGUUAUUUCCACUGGCGGGGGCGCCGAGCCUGCCGCCUCCGCCGCGGCGCCGCGCCACCCACACAGGCGCGCGUGACGUCAGCCGCCGUGACGUCACGGCGACAGCGAAAAGGGAGGGGCGCGGGGAGGGCGCCGCGCGCUGGAGGGGGCGCCGGAGGGGGCAUCGAUCGCGGCGGCGCUGCCGCCCCUCGGCGCGGCGCGGCGCGGUGCGGCUACGGAGAGCUGCCGGCGCAGUCGGCCGCCGUUGCGUCAGCUGACGCGCCGUACGCUACGCGGCCGACCGGAGGCUCGGAGGCAGGCGACGGCGCGCUUAAUCGUUCAUGCCGCUACCGCCGCGCCGUGGAAAAAAAGACGAGGCGGGCAGGUAGCCAGGGCGGCGCUGCUCCUGGGACGACGCGAUCUCGUUUUAAACCGGGCCUUUCUUCGACAAAGGUGAGCAGGGCAGGGGAGGCCGACAAAAAGGGGCCGUCACCACACGCGGAAGGCGACGACACUUCACGCCGCGCGCCCCCACUGGCUGUGUCCUUGUAG